Daldinia caldariorum is the source of this 2968-nucleotide messenger RNA. RefSeq lists its product as uncharacterized. Lineage: Eukaryota; Fungi; Ascomycota; Sordariomycetes; Xylariales; Hypoxylaceae. Bases 338 to 2869 code for a protein of 843 amino acids. The record is from RefSeq and is a predicted model, not a curated record. Gene Ontology annotation, molecular function: protein binding. The transcript has a single exon.
CCCUACUUCUUAUACUCACCUUAGGUGCCCAUUAGGUAUACGCUAGGUAACCUCAAGUUUGAUCCUACCUAUCCUAGGUAAAACGAUAAUAUCGGAGCAGAGUGGGAUUAGGUACCUAGGUUAGGUUAGGUUAGGUACUUCGGUACCUACCUACCCACCAAGAUUUUGCUCUGAUAGCUUACAAUUAAUUAUUUAUCAGUUUCUGAGCUCCGAUUCACGAUAUCGAACCACCCCCGGCAUAAAAUCAAUUGACGAGUUUUCCGAACGCGAACAGUACAAUCAAUACCGUUACUGUCGCCAAUUGAGCUCCUACAAACACAGCCGAUAUGCCUUAGGUAUGCAUUCCCUGUUGUCGAGGGCUGUACAGGCGCAGUCUUCGUGUCGGUGUCGACUCUGCCUCCAUUCUAGUCAUUCGGUUGUACGGCGUACCACGAACAUAGCGUCGAGGCGAAAGGUAACCGUUGCCGAUAUAUUCACUGCCUGUUAUACAACUAUACUUGGCACUGCGACUGUCAUUGAUGCCCGGAGGAAGGAGCUGAGGAAGCAGGAACUCGACGAGAAGCUGGAGAAGGCCAGGGCCGCAUUGGGUAGCUCCGGCGUCCAAAACUCGUCAAGCCAACAAGGUGGAGGGGUUGACAGCCCCGAUUCCAGCUUUUUAAAUACUUCCACUUCCCACACUUGCAGUGACGGAUCGAGAAGGAGAGGUCAUAUUGGUACCAAUGGCCUACUGCAAGAGUUAGGAGUUUUAUACGAAAUUACUCGACGGCCAUUGUCCCGUCCGUCGUGGAUGCAAACUCAAUUAGAAUGGGCGCACGUCGAAUCCGCUAUCGUCGCGGAGGAACUAGACCCUGGGAAUGUUCUUAGAGAACCAAAAUCCGAUCACCAACUCCGAAGAACGACAGCGACAGUUGUAGAGUUGGUAAAUCAGCUCAUCGAGCGAAGUCGGACUUACAAGUGCACCCCGAGUCAAGAUGCAGAAUCCAAUGGUUCGGAUGAUGCUGUUUAUGAACAGCUGAAGAAUAUACUAGAGACAUUUCAUUAUCCAAGUUAUAAUCAGCCUAGAGAGGACCCCAAUUAUGCGGCUAGGACUCGAUUUCUCCUUGGGGAGUCAAUACGGCGUAUCUUCAAUCACACCGUAGAUGUUAAGGAGGUCGUAACCAAGAUAUGCUUUAAUCUCUUAACAGUUGGUGUGCCUCCGAGUAUCCACACUUAUAACACCUUGAUUGCAGGCUUCAACCGGAUCCAACGCCCUGAUCUUGCGCAGGCGGUUAUCGAUUCAUAUAUUCACAGGACGACCUGGCCAGCUACCGAGCAAACCGCCGUAUGCCUGCUCGAUCACUACCGAGGGGUAAACCAGGAAGACGGUAUACGUGAUAUUAUCCAACGGAUGAGGGGCGUCAGAGGCGAUGGCCUACACUUCCGAAUUAUCGACAAGAAGGCAAUCUAUACGCGAGACUGGCUAGCGUGGGCUAUAGAGAACUGCGCUUCGCGGAAAUAUGCAUAUGUCGAACGAAUGCGGCGAACGGACACUGUAUUUACUAGCAUUAUUAAAGGUUGGUUAUACUGCGGAGAACUCGGCAAUGCUAGUAUGGCCUUUGUGACGUGCAUCCGUUACGGAGGUACGAUUGCUAUUCAAACGAUUCAGGAACUCUUUACGGCAUGUCUAUCAACGGUCGAUUACUCUGCAGCACGGCGGUUGGCGGGAGGAUUGGCCAAGAACAUACGUAGCUUUGCGACUUGGAUUGAUUAUAUCAUUCGUCAAGAGUCGAUAGAUACUUCGCGUCGACUUGUAAUGUGCCUCUCAAAUCUGGUCGACCUCUGUCGGCUUCCCUUCAGUUUCACGCCCGUCGCUAGAUCCUACGAUCAGGCUUUGCAGGAGCUCAAUUCUCUAAUCAAAGUUACUCGGAUUGGGCUAGAAGUGGAAGCGGCGGCAAAUUUAUAUGCGGCCAUGUUGGCAGAAAUUACUUCGAGUGGUCCAUUAGUUAGCCGGCUCGAUAAAGCUCUUGCUACGCUCGAGUUAGCUCAGGAGAGCAGGCAAAAAGCGGCAAGGUCGCUCGCUCAUUUCGGCAGGCUGGCAGAACUUGUUUCUAUUGAAAGGAGGUUCCGCGAUCUCGAGACAAGGAUCAAGAACACGACGGCUUUAGCAAAGGCUACUAUUCUUAAAAUUAAGACGGGAUAUGAGCUUGACCCUUCUGCAAUCCUCACUUCUAAGCAGGAAUCUUCAAUUUGGUAUCAACGGGAGUAUUUCCUUUGGUAUCAGCGGGUCCGUCAUGAUUCACUUGUCAAUGCCCUGCAAAACAUUCAAAUCAGCCUGGGUCCAAUGACAAAAGAUGAUAUAAGGUCACAGCUUCUUCGACGGCUGCCUGAUCCUAUAUUAUCGAGAAGAUUAGGGGACUCUGGCCAUCCAGAGAAUCUGGCUAUAAGGGCAUUGACAAGUUUUUAUGCAUCGGGCAUGACACAUACCAAUGAGCUUGAAGUCGGCUUUUCUAGCGCGCCCAUAGGCCAACUAGAGCGAGAGCUUACCAACAUCGAAAACACGAUCAGAGCUAUAUUGUUUGCUCAUCUUAGUGGUGAUACCCAGAGGAAGCUUAGGUUCCAGUAUCCAAAUUUUUACAAAAUGCCCUUCAAGAAACUUUAUAAAUACCAACUGCGGAGGACCAUCUUUAAGGAAGUCAUACAGCGAACUGGCGAGAAACUACUAGGGAUAUCAGGAGGUCUUGUCCAAGUUAAAAAGAAUUUUUCUGGUCUUGCUGCGGCGCACCCAGACAGUAAAGGGGGUAUGCCUUUAGAUGACCUAAAUGCUGGGCUGGGCGCAGCGGGUUCGUCUGGGUUGCGUGACGCCACUCUUCCCUUAUCCGCGUUAGGAUGAGGGGUGAGAAUGAGAUAUGUCCUGCAAAGCGGAGGGGAGGGUCUUAAUCGGAUCCCGGGGAAGCUUGGCACAGAAUCAAGGGAGUCUUGAGCCAAACCU